CUCCCUGAUACCCCUCCUCCCCGUCUGGGCGCGGCGCUCCCUCCUGGAGCCUUUCUUGUCCCCUCCCCCUGCCCGCCUCCCCCGUCUCCUCCCGGAGCUUCUCCGGUGCCCUCUCCGCCCCCUCCGGGUUUCCUUGUCCUCUCCCCUCCCCGCCCCCGUUUUUAAACCUGGCGCGGAGCGCGCUGGUAGGUAAGCGCCUUCGCCGGAGCGGUUACAGGCGCGGCCGAGUCUCUGGCGCCGUUGCCGUGUCGCGGGCUCCGCGGGCACCAUGAGACCCGAGUCGGCGUCCGGAGCCCGAGAGGCGCGGGGUCGCGUCUGUCACUGCCCCGCGGACGGUUCCCGGAGGCCACCGCCGCCGCGCGGGCCCGAGAGCCCUACACCAUGGAGACCUUGGGUCCCGACACCCAGAGAUGCUGAGCGGACCGGAACUGGAAGCCCGCUUCAGCCUGGGGGUGACCAACAAACUUCUGGAUCAAAGGGGGCGUUUGGGUUUCAGCACCCUGUAAGACUUUAUUUACCCAUUUCAAAGCGUCAAGAAUAUUUGCAGAGUUCCGGGGAAAAAGUGCUGGCCAGUUUCCCAGUGCAAGCCACCAUUCAUUUCUACAACGACGAAUCCGACCCAGAGGAUGGAGAGCACGAGGAGGAGGAGGCCGAGCCCUGCGACCUUCGGUGCCAGGACGCGGAAGGUCCUGAGGAAAACGGCCUAGGAAGAGUGAGCAGAGAGCGGCUGACACACCCAGGACGGACAUCCGGAGGACGCAGUGGCCUGGGCGGUAAGGGUCUGCUUCCCGACGACGGUGGCUCUCCCGGGGGUGCCCAGUGCGCAUGAGUCAUCCAAAUAGAUGGGGUCUCCCUCCCACGCCCGAGCUGCCUCACCUGCGCUCAUGGAGACAGGUGUGCCUGGGCGCUGCAUUUCCCCUGGGUGUACGGGGGGAGCAAGGGCUACUUUGGCCGGCACUCUACUCAUGGCAAGACCUCAGCUUUCACUUUUCCUUCGGGUGACUCAUCUUCAGAGCGCUCAAGCGUACUGUUGAGAAAGGAUUCUAGGACCAAGAGAAGGUUUCUGUCAACAUGGGUUCUUAUAUCAGGUCGGGCCAACUUUCAAAGCACAUUCUGCAUUGUCGCUCUGUUGAUCAAUUGACAGAUUGCUCCAAUAUAGAUUAAUACGCCACCCAUGCCACUCACUUAACCGGAGACUCAUCGUUUAGCUAUUUCUGCGUUGGUAAAAAUGAUACCGUACUGUCCAAGGGUUGAUGUAGUUGCUUAGUGGCAUUCUGGAAAAAAAAAAUUAUUUCUGAAAAACAACACACAAUGAUUCCUAUAAGAAUGACAGAAAUAAAAAGAUACGGAUUUUAGGGGACCGUUCUGGAUAAAAAUGUAUGUGAUUGUUGUCUAAGGGUUGUGUGUUUGAAUAGAGAGAAAACCUUGAACUCUGUUGGGGACUGC
Molecule: messenger RNA, 1446 nt
Organism: Rhinolophus ferrumequinum (greater horseshoe bat)
Lineage: Eukaryota; Metazoa; Chordata; Mammalia; Chiroptera; Rhinolophidae
Gene: RIPPLY3
Product: ripply transcriptional repressor 3
Exons: 4
Coding region: 269-829 (186 amino acids)
Biological process (GO): embryonic pattern specification; negative regulation of transcription by RNA polymerase II
Cellular component (GO): nucleus
Source: RefSeq, a predicted model, not a curated record